CUCGUCGAUGCCGGCUUGUCUAGUGUUCUGCCACUAGCCCCUCUUACCGGUGAUCCGGGUUUAAUAACUGCGCUCGUAGAGCGUUGGCGACCGGAGACAUCGACAUUCCACAUGCCGUUCGGUGAGGUGACGAUCACCCUAGAGGACGUUGCAACACUCACCGGAUUAGCGAUCGACGGUGAUGUCGUCGUAGUAGACAUACCAGACGAGGACUGGUCGGCUAUGUGUCUUCGACUGUUAGGACAGGCUCCUACUGAUCUUGGUGGCGGCGUCAUCCGGAUUACUUGGCUCAGGGAGACUUUCGAUGAGCUACCGCUUUCUGCAUCACCCCAGACGACAUAG
Linum tenue is the source of this 342-nucleotide messenger RNA. The record is from the annotation of a GenBank genome assembly. Lineage: Eukaryota; Viridiplantae; Streptophyta; Magnoliopsida; Malpighiales; Linaceae.